Conger conger (European conger) is the source of this 4037-nucleotide messenger RNA. It is a transcript of the gene hip1rb, whose product is annotated as huntingtin interacting protein 1 related b. Gene Ontology annotation, cellular component: actin cortical patch; clathrin-coated vesicle. Gene Ontology annotation, biological process: endocytosis; actin filament organization; clathrin coat assembly. The record is from RefSeq and is a predicted model, not a curated record. The transcript has 32 exons. NCBI's taxonomy places the organism in Eukaryota, Metazoa, Chordata, Actinopteri, Anguilliformes, Congridae. The coding region runs from base 329 to 3514 and encodes 1061 amino acids. Gene Ontology annotation, molecular function: phosphatidylinositol-3,4-bisphosphate binding; actin filament binding; clathrin-cargo adaptor activity.
UCCGUUUCCCCGAAGCCGAGGCAGAGAUCCACGUAUUGCAGACGCUCGUCCACACAGCACGCUUUCUUCCCGUCUCCCGCCGUGCUUGCGCAUUCAUUUCGCUCCGUUCAACCGACGUCUUUCGUUUUCUGAAUGUAGCGCUUUCCGAGCAAGCUGAUCGAGGCAAGAACGACCCGGGCGGCGCUAGCUGCCCCAAACCCAUCACCGUGAGACUGCGUUCGACAGGAUUUCUGCCUUAAAAAAAAAGAUAGCAUAAGUUUUAUUUAUUUAUUUUUUUAAAUAUAUCAAGAAACGCAUCGAAGAUUUCACCGAGCGCAAAAACUGGAGGAUGAAUACCAUACGACAGGUGCCUUCAAGGGUGAAAAGCAAAAGGACCGAAACCAAUUUGGGGGCAGAGAGAGAACACUUUGACAAGCAGCAGCUCAGCAGUAUCAGUAAGGCCAUAAACUCCAGUGAGACGCCGGUGAAGGAGAAACAUGCCCGCCGCAUCAUCCUGGGCACGCACAGGGAGAAGGGGGCCUUCACCUUCUGGUCCUACGCCCUGGGCCUGCCCCUGGCCAGCAGCUCUAUCCUCAGCUGGAAGUUCUGCCAUGUCCUGCACAAGGUGCUGCGGGACGGCCACCCCAACAGCCUGCAGGACUGUAUAAGGCACCAGAGCAACAUCGUAGAGACAGGGGAACUCUGGGGAAACCUCCACGAUCGCUACGGACAGCUGGUCAUCGUCUACACCAAACUGCUCUGCACCAAGAUGGACUUCCACAUGAAGCAUUCAGAAAUCCGCCCCAGCCUGGAGGCUUCGGAUGAGGUCUUGGAGAAUGCCGCCGGGAGUGAUAUUAACAAUGUGUUCCAGCUCACAGUGGAGGUGUUCGAUUACCUGGACACUGAGCUGAGGCUGGCAGAGACAGUGAUCCGGCAGCUCAACACCUCCAUCGCCAUCUCCACCACGGCGUCGGGGCAGUGCAGGCUGGCCCCGCUCAUCCAGGUGAUCCAGGACUGCAGCCACCUGUACCACUUCACCGUGCAGCUGCUGUUCCGUCUGCACGCCUGUCUGCCAGCGGACACUCUCGUGGGCCACAGAGAGAGGUUCCAUGACCAGUUCCACAGCCUGAAGAACUUCCUCAACAAAUCCAGAGACAUGCUGUACUUCAAACGGCUCAUUCAGAUUCCCCGGCUCCCUGACGCCCCGCCCAACUUCCUGCAGGCGUCGGCGCUGGCGGAGCACGUGAAGCCCGUGGUGGUGGUGGAGGAGGAGGAGCCUGCGGACGAUGACGAGCCCGAGCCGCUGAUCGAGGUCAGCGAGGUCACGCAGCCCAGCCUGCAGGUGCAGCCGCAGUUUGACAUAUUCGAUCAGACCUUUGGGCCUCCAAAUGGUGGAUUCGAUGAAAGGGAUGUUCAGAUCGACGGCAUGAAGAGGGAGCUGGAGCUCCUGCGGGCUGAACUGGAGCGGAUUAAAGCUGAGGCCCAGCGCUACAUCACGCAGCUGAAGUCCCAGAUUAACAGCCUGGAGGCGGAGCUGGAGGAGCAGCGGGCGCUGAAACAGCGCGCCCUGGUGGAGAACGAGCAGCUGCGCAUGGAGCUGCAGGCCCUGAGAGAGCAGAGCGCAGAGAGCCAGAGUCUGCAGCACACCUACAGCGAGGCUGAGAAGAGAGCCCAGGCCACAGAACUGCGAUACACCAAACUGAAGGAGAAGCACGCAGAACUUGUCAGCAACCAUGCAGAACUACUACGCAAGAGCGCAGACACGGUGAAGAUGCUCUCGGCCAGUCAGCAGACUCAGGAGGAGGUGGCUCGGACCAAGCAGCAGCUUUCCUUCGAGGUCGACCGCGUCAGGCAGGAGGCCGACAUGAAGCUGGAGGAGCAGAAGUUUGAGAUGGACAGACUGAGGCAGGAGCUGGAGGAGCGGAGGGUGGAGGUGCUGCGGGUCAAAACCAGCCUACAGAGCAACGAGAGGGAAGGGGAGGAGCUGAGCGGCACAUUAGCGGCGCUGCAGGAGGAGAAGGAGGCGCUGGCGCGUUUGGCGGUGCAGCAAGAGGAGCAGCUGGCCUCCCUGCAGACGACUGCGCAGCUGCAGCUCACCUCCCUGCAGCAGGAGAGAGAGAGGAGCGCCCGGGAGCUGGGCGAGCUGCAGGGGAAACUGCAGGAGAAGCUGAGUCGGGAGGAGCAGCUGCAGCAGAAGCUUCUAGAAGAGCAGUUUGUGCUGCUGCAGGGGACGGUCUCCGAGGCCGAGAGCAUCAUACAGGACGCAGCAGCCAAGCUGGACGACCCGCUGCACAUUCGCUGCACCAGCUCUCCAGAUUACCUGGUGAAUCGUGCUGAGGCGACUCUGGGCUCUGUUGAUAAACUCAAGCAGGGUCACACAGACUACCUGAGGAACAUGGCAGACGCUAGCGGAUUGCUGCGGGCGGUGACUCAGUUCUCCCACCUGGCCUCGGACACCAUCGUCAACGGCAGCGCCACAGCCCACAUGGCCCCCACUGACCACGCGGACCGGCUGACGGAGAGCUGCAGGAGCUGUGCGUCUCAGAGUCUGGCGUUUCUGCGCGAACUGAAGGCCAAGGCCACCUUGCAGGGGGCGGAUCCGGCCGCUACCCGCUCUGCCCUACAGCAGAUCCUGAGGCUCGGCCAGGAGCUGAGGCCGAAGGGCUCGGACAUCCGGCAGGAGGAGCUGGGCGACCUGGUGGAUAAGGAGAUGGCAGCGACUUCGGCGGCCAUCGAGGAAGCCGUCCGGCGGAUCGACGACAUGAUGAACAAGGCCAGGACAGGCACCACCGGGGUCAAACUGGAGGUCAGCGAGAGAAUCCUAAACUGCUGCACAGACCUGAUGAAGGCUAUCCACAUCUUGGUUCUGGCCUCCACUGACCUGCAGAAGGAGAUUGUGGAGGGAGGGAGGGGCGCAGCAACGGUGAAGGAGUUCUACGCCCGGAACUCUCGCUGGACCGAGGGGCUGAUCUCUGCGUCCAAGGCUGUUGGCUGGGGGGCCACUCAGCUGGUGGAGUCGGCUGAUAAGGUGGUCCUGCACACGGGGAAGUAUGAGGAGCUGAUCGUCUGCUCACACGAGAUCGCCGCCAGCACCGCCCAACUGGUGGCUGCCUCUAAGGUGAAGGCGGACCCCGGCAGCGUGAAGCUCUCGGCCCUGCAGCAGGCCUCCCGCCAUGUUAACGAGAUGGCCGCCAACGUGGUGGCCUCCACCAAGACCGGCCAGGAGCAGAUGGAGGAGAAGAGCACCCUGGACUUCUCGGGCCUGUCUCUGAUCAAGCUGAAGAGAGAGGAGAUGGAGUCACAGGUGAAGGUGUUGGAGUUGGAGAUGCAGUUGGACAGUGAGCGUGUGCGGUUGGGUGAACUCAGGAAGAAACACUACGUUCUGGCCGGGGUUCCGCUGGACCAGGUUGCCGAGGGCAACGGCUUCACUAGCACCCCCCCGCCCCUCUCCCCCAAGCCGACCAAGCCCCCCCUCAUGAAGAAACCUGCCAUUGCACAGAAACCCACCAUCCCUCCCAAAAGCACAUUCAGGUAAAGACACCUGCCAGGAGGCUGCUCCGAUUGGCUGACGUCCCCUCUCUGGCUCCGCCCAGCAUAGAUUGGCACACUGGUCAGCAUGACAACUUCUGUCACGCAGUCUGGGACACUAUGUCUGAGGAGGCAGAACAUCUCCAGUCUCAUUCAUCUCCAUCCCUUUACCUCUCUAAACUGAGCCUCUCUCUCUUUCUCACUCUCUCUCUCUCUCACUCCCUAUCUCUAUCUCUCUCUCUCUCUCACCAUCACGUGACCUUACAGCUGGUGAGGUGAAACCUUCUAGAGAAGACAUUGAUAGGCUGUCAGAUAGAACGCGAUCUGGAACUCGAGCAAACUGCUUUUUUUUUAUACAGCCACACCCUUUAAUGUCCCUGCGUCCAUUGUUCCCGAAUGGUGUAAAUUUUCAAACAAGGGUAAGUUUUUAAGUGUACUCGGGGUGCAAUACUACGGAUGAAGAUGUUCAUUUCAGGCCCGUCUGAGUGAACACUGGAACACGGACAGCAGUGUGGAGGUCGAAUCACAGC